ACACACACAACAUUCUCUCUCUGUCUGUCUCUCACUCUCUCCCUUAAGAAAAUUGCAGAAGCAUUUCCUUGAAUUGUUGCUGUUCUCUGCCCUUAAUGGUCUGGGGAUAACAUUAUGAAACUCAGGGAAUGGAUCUGCUUGGAAAACUAAAUGUAUGACUAUGAUCCGUGCCUAAACUCUCUUUUAUUGACGGCUUCUUCGCCGUUAUUUGGACCUGCCACUAGGAUGUGAUGCUUUGAAACAACUACAGCAAAAAUGAGUCUGAAAGAAUAAUUGCUAUGAAGAAUUACAUGCUUGAAAAAUGAAAAUGAAGUGUGAUAAAUUGUAAAUUGGCUUCAACUUGGGUAGCACUCUCAUGCCUAAUCUUGAUUGUACAACAACAGCGCCAUCUCAGUGUCUUUCAUUCUGAUUUCUUGUAGGUGACAUCUGUCGCACAUAGUUGAUGAUAACUGACAUCAGUGUGUAUUGGUCUUAUUAGAUGUGUCCCUUAAAUCUUUGAUUUUAUACCCCUUUGUAUCUGAGAGGUGAAACAUUUUUAUGGAACACUUCUAUGAAUCCAUAAGGGCCUUAAUCCUUAACCAUUUCUGAAUUUAGCACAGAGCAGAGUUGUAUCCAGGUUGUGUGUGGAAACCACAAGAGUGAUAUUGACACAGUUCUAAAGCGGAGACCGAAGUGUUGCCUAAAUAUUGUGAAAACCUUAAUGAGAUAAUAAGCGAUGCGGAGGGAUUCUAUCAUAGCUGUAUCAUUCUAACAUAAAAUAAUUAUCAUUGUUGAAGUGUUGUUUCUUAACAUGGUAUUUGAAAAUGUUAUUUACGUUGUCCCAUUCGGGCUUAUAACUUGUGUUGUGGUUAGUCAGUCAAGUUCGAAAAAGAUAAGACACUGGUGUGAAUCUGGGAACCUAGCCAAAGGGACUCUGAUGCUGUGAGAACAAUAAGCACUGAUGUUUUUUGGAGAAACUACUGUAAAAGAGGACGCACAUGCUUAACCUGAAAUGUUAUGGUUCUCAUUGUCUACCUGUUUUUAUUUCAAAGUGCAAAUGUAAACGUAGAGAAAUGACGCUGUUCCUGUUAAUGCUUUAAAGAAUUUGAUACCAAGUUACCAGUGAUACAGAUAAUGUUUUAGAAUUUAGAGGAGGUGUCAUGAUGUGUGAGAGACCCAUGUUUCCCUCAGUGGUUGUGUUUAUUUAUAUGACCUGUAGGUGUAACAGUAGGGCUUAAAACCAACUCUUCAGCAAAGCACAAUGCUAGAGAAAAUAUAGUGUGACAUAUUGCACCUAAGAGCUAUAGUUGCAGUCCCAGAAAUACUCAAUGUCAAAACUGAAGACUGAAGUUUAAUGUUGUGCACACAGCCAUAGACAGACUUAAAAGCCAUAUUUUCUUUUCUGUCAACAAUGAAUUAUCCUUGAUAACUAAUUUUAUACCAUGAGAUGGUCAAUUGAAAAAAAGCUGAAAUUGUCUGACUUUGUCCUUGUUAUAAAAAAGCAUAUUGCCAUAAAACAAUCUCCAGAUUCUGUUACGCAUUCAGGAUUGUGUGCACACAGAUGUAACCCUUUACUCGCUUAGACCUUUGAUCUGCUGAGCCUACCUCAUCCUCCCAAGGAACACCUUGCAUUUACCAGUAGCCUACUGUGCUAAACGGUUCAUCAAUAUUCUGUAUGAAACCUUUUAUGUCUAUUUAUUUAUAUACACAAUAAAAGACUGAUCCCGUGGAUACAUUUGUGCGUGUUCUUGAAUGUCCAUGGGUAUCGAAACAUUCUAUCAUCUUCAGCCUCUUUGUCAAGCAAAUUCUUACUCCGGCCCAGUUGAUGGCGAUAGUGUUCCAUUAGUUGUUUACCCACUACCACGAAACACUAGGAAGUUGGCAACGGUAGCAUCAUCUGUUACCAACGUUCAUGAACCUAUGGAUAAGAGAGAGUGGCUUCAAAAAGUCACAGGUUUUCAGGCAUGCUGUCGAGGAUACUUGGUGCGAAAGACCAUUAAAUGUGCUCGAGACGAAUACGAAGAUAUUGCAAAAGAGAUAGAGGGAGAUCUAAAUGACUUGCAUUGGAGAGGGGCUGUAAUUCAGAUCCCUGCUUUCUCUGAAGUGAACAUCUCGUUUUGGGGGCAUGAUAGACAUGUCAAAGUCCGCUCUUACACGCAACCUGACCGUGAAGCGGCGGAUGAACGCAAACCCACUCACAUUGAGGUGAUUGUGCCGGAGAGAGACACUGUCCCCAGUGACAGCACAGAAGGAGUCUCCAGCCUGCUGGAGAAGGAGACAUCCAGCCUGUUGGUGAAGGAGACAUCCAGCCUGUCAGACCGAGGAGGAGAGAGUGAACCAUGCCAGGGAGAGGCAAGGGAGCAGGGACACACGAAAAGCAUUGAAGACACCACUGCCGCUUUGAGUCGAUUAGGAUUGGAUCCAAGCAUUUUAGAGAGAAGCUCUCUUCGGCGCUCCCUGGACAAAGACCCUCCUCGGACACGUGAGGAGGCACGAAUGCUCCGCAACAAACUUGCCAUGGAGCUGCUGUGGAUCCAGCAGGCCAUCGCCAGCCGCAAGAAAUACUUGACCCUGAGGAACAACCUGGAGGACGGAACACGGCAAUCGAGUGCAGCUGCUUCAAGAUGAGGGACACAAGCUCUGAGAAAGUCCUGUAGUCAGUGAGGGAUUGACACAAAAUCAUAACUUGGAUGACGACAUUUGUAUAAUUUAAAUGAACUGAAAAUAUGUGAUUUGUGAAAAGUUGUGCUUUCUUUGCCCAUGAAUAGUGUUUGUAUAUAGAGUGUAUAUUUUGUUUACAUAAUAGAAUUUGUACUUUAAUAAAAUAAUUAUGUUUACAUA
Messenger RNA from Clupea harengus (Atlantic herring), 2820 nucleotides. RefSeq names its product IQ motif containing C (gene iqcc). Lineage: Eukaryota; Metazoa; Chordata; Actinopteri; Clupeiformes; Clupeidae. The record is from RefSeq and is a predicted model, not a curated record.